GUCAUCCUCAUUACUGCGGCAGGCAACCUGGAGAGGUCGAGCAACCCUUUUCCAGUCGAGAACCAUGGCGUCGGUCUUGAAGGAGCUGAUCGUCAUCUCCACUGCUUCGCAGCUUUGAAAAAUGGCAAACGGAGGAGAGUCCGGCCCAGACACGUAGGUCGGAGAAACGUUUACUGUAUUGCUUUUAAGGAGAGAGAAGCCUCAGCUCAACAAAGAGCCCUGCAGAGAUCUGAGCAUGUGCUGAAGUUGGCAGUGAUAUUGUGGUGUUCAACAAGCUCAUCAGAAAUGGAUGUUCUUAACCAAGGAGCAGCAAGUGGAGCCUCUAUUAAAGCUGGUGUCCAAGUGGAGAUUGUUCACGGAACCAUUGAGAACCAGCAGGUGGAUGCCCUUGUAUCUCCUAUGGUUGGCCAUGAUCCUCUCUCUACCCGCAUUGGAAAGACUUUAAGCAACAUGACUGGAGGACAGCUGGAGGCAAAAUUUCACAAGGAAGCAGGAGGGGCAACUCUGCCAAGUGAAAGUGUUGUGGUUAAAGGGUUACCUGGUCUUAAAUGUAAAGCUGUCUUCUUCCUCAACCUACUCUGCUGGGAUUGUGACCAACAUGGAUCCGCAGCCCAGACGCUGAGACAAGGAAUCAAAAAGAUUCUGGCUAUCUGUGAUAUCAGAGCUUACAGUUCACUUGCUCUUCCAGUUCUCGGGACUGGUGCUCUCAUGCGUUUUCCACACAACAUUACUUCAACGAUUCUUCUGGAGGAGGUUGGUGUAUAUGGACAAAACCGGGCCAGCAGAUCACCCUUCCUGGUUCGAAUCAUUGUUCAUCCAAAGGACAAAGAAUCAAACCAGGCCUUUCGGUCUGCCCAGGGGGUAUUGCAUCAAAGAGGAUUUAUAAGCAAUGUUAAUCCAGGUUUCUUUUACCAAUGUGUUUCUGUAACUAAUGAUGAGAUCACCACCAUGAUGGGAGGAGUCAAACUUCAGAUCGUCUGCGGUGACAUCAUAAAUGCAGGAACGGACGUAAUUGUCAACACAACCAACUUUAAAAACCUAUGUGCUGGUGUCUCUAAAGCCAUUUUGACAGCAGCAGGCCCAGCUGUCCAUGCUGAGUUAACACAAGUGGGCAUUCCAGCUGACUUUAUUUGCACAACAGCAGCUGGGCAGCUUGGGUGCAAAGAAAUUAUCCAUGCCAGCUUCAAACGCAAAGCUGAGCGGAUCCGCAACACUUGCAAAAAAAUCCUGCAGUUCUGUGAGAGCAAAAGAUUUGAGUCAGUGGCCUUCCCAGCCAUUAAUACAGGGCAGGCUGGUUUGAACUCCGGUGAAGCUUGUAAAGCAAUGCUGGAUGGGAUGGCCUCAGGUAUCAGGGAAAUUAAUCCAAAUUCUCUAUCACUGAUUCGCAUUGUCAUCCUGAAACAACGGGUCUUUCAGGCUUUCAGAUCAGAGCUGGAGAGUCGCUGUCAACAGGAUGGUCAAAGCUGCCUCAGCCUAAAAGGGAUAGCUAAAGGGACAAUGAAGAAAAUACUGGAAAUGAAUUUUGGAAUAUCAAUGUCUCCAACACCACAAGACCAAACAUUAUUCUUGCCAAAUUCUGGAGCAACAGAGUUACAAGAAAUUCACUGUGGCCUCAAUGUCACCAAGACCACGGAGGAGACCCUGCAUCAGGAGCUUUCAGAAGGAAAAGACAAAGAAAAGGCAAUUUCGGCUUUAACCACUAAGUGGGCAAUUGAAAAUGAAAAUGGAGAAAUGCAGGAACUCUGCCUGCUUGACAAGGAAGCUCACCCGAAGAAAGAAGACUUUGUGGAUAUGUUGAUACAGGAUGGCAGGAUGUUCAAAGUAAACCUAAAAGCUGGAGAAGCUACAGAGUGUUUGACAGGCAAAACAUACAAACUGAAAAGCAUUGCAACAGAAACUGGUUGUGCGGCUCCUUUGGCGUUGGAGUUACCACCACAUUGGGAACCUAUGAAGGGAGAGAUCUUUAAAAAGGUAGAGUUACAGCCUAACUCGCCUGAGUAUCAGAAAGUAGCCAAGGGAUUCCAUAAAACUACUCAGUACAACAUUCAGAAAAUUGAGAAAGUGCAGAACGUCUAUCUGUGGCAUGCCUUCAGCAUCUGUCGGUACCGUAUACUUUCUAAGAACGGUGAAGCAGAACUGGGAGAAAAGCUGCUCUACCAUGGCACAUCUGCGGCAUCAUGCAACUCCAUUGAAAGAGACCGUUUUGACAGAAGUUAUGCAGGAAAGCAUGCUGCCAUCUAUGGAAAGGGGGUGUACUUUGCGGUCAAUGCAAGUUACUCAGCCGACAAGUUCUCCCCAGCAGACAAAUCAGGCCUAAAAAGGCUAUAUGUUGCUCGUGUUCUUACUGGCCGUUACACAGUUGGCCAUCGCGCUAUGAAAACCCCUCCUCCUCGAGGUGCAGAAGCUGCUGACUGCUUUGACAGCUUGGUAGACAACCAGCAGCAGCCUGCCAUCUUUGUUAUCUUCCAUGACGACCAGGCCUACCCAGAGUACCUCAUCACCUUUAGCUGAGUAAAAAUGAGGAAACAAGAGUCCUUUCCCAAUAAUGUUAAGUCAAAGGUGAUGAGCUCUUAAUGCAAACUGAGUUAUGUUUGCUUCCCUUUAUACAGUAAUAAGAUGCAUUACAUGUAAAUUGACUAUAAUGACAUUAAGCCAAAUUCAGCAUCUCUGUCCUGUCCGACAGUUUAAGCCAAUUAUCUAGCCUAAAAAUACUACAGUGUAUUGUGCUGAGAACAUAAUUUUAAGCUUGUGAUUCAGAACGAUUCAGAGCUUGCAAUUCAGAGUAUUGUCAUGAGAAAAUUAACAAUGUUAGUAGUAGCUAACGACACAUAAAAUGAAAUAUAAAAAAAGUUAUUUAUAAAUUAUGUAUAAGAAAGUGGAAUGCGACAUGGGUUAGGUAUUGCUGAAAUGUAUUUAACACACAGCAAAAUAUAAGGUUUUGGUAAUGACACUUUUAAUUCAACAAAGUCAGUCAAUGUUAAUUUGCACUGACAUGGAGAGGAUUGCUCCCUAAGUCAAUUACUUUUUACACCUCUUUCUCUUCAUGUGCUAGAUACUUUUCCCCAAUAUCAUUCCACGUUAGUACGGUUAUCUAUUUUAAGAAUUUGUUUGAUCUAAUUCCUUGACCAUGAUUGUAGAUUUUGAUACUGUGAGUUGUAUAGAUUAUUUUGACCUUCAGGUCCUUACCAAAAACAAAAAGAUUACGCUUAGCAAAAACCUUUAAAAGUGUCGGUAAUGUGUAUCUACAAGUACCAGUCCACCUCAAUCUCUGGAAACAAAUAUCCAAAAAUCCUUUUAUGGAAAUCAUAAUCCACAGUCACAACAAGGUCUUCCCUUUCCUUAGAGUUUUGGUGAUUAUUGUUCUUACACCAAAUACAUUUGUAUAUAUGUAGAGUAAUUGCGAUUUUCCACAGCUGCUCAUGAAAGUAACAUUAAAUUUAGCAUCUUCUUGUCUUGGGACAUGAAUGUUAAAGCACAUGAGUAAAUAACUCUAGCUGCUUAUGGUGAUCACAAAAACCAGAGAGUAAAGUGUACCGGAGUCAAAUUCCUUGUUUGUAUGUACGAACUUGGCAAUAAAGCUGAUUCUGAUUCUGAAA
Messenger RNA from Girardinichthys multiradiatus, 3596 nucleotides. RefSeq names its product protein mono-ADP-ribosyltransferase PARP14-like. Gene Ontology annotation, molecular function: NAD+ poly-ADP-ribosyltransferase activity; transcription corepressor activity. The transcript is spliced from 16 exons. Gene Ontology annotation, biological process: negative regulation of gene expression. Bases 286 to 2511 code for a protein of 741 amino acids. Lineage: Eukaryota; Metazoa; Chordata; Actinopteri; Cyprinodontiformes; Goodeidae. The record is from RefSeq and is a predicted model, not a curated record. Gene Ontology annotation, cellular component: nucleus; cytoplasm.